UUAUCUGUGCAUCAAAUGUUUUGGUUAUGUACAACUUCAAAACAAAAAUAUUACUUGUGUAUUAACUUUGCUUCAAUUACCUAAAAAAUCAUUCCUUCGUUUCUGGAAUAUGAAAGAUUGAAUAUAACUUCAUCAUGUCGAAACGAAGUAUUGACGAAUCUUUGAGAAAGCCCCGUACAUUCGCUGGAACUCCUAUGAACAAACUGAUAAACCGAAUAUCUCUUGGAGUUUUUGCAUGCGCUGGAUUGAGCUGGUACAUAUUCGAACAAUGGUCGCAAACAAAGCAAUUACAUAAGUCCUUGUUGGAAGGAAAAUUUGACGAUUCUCCAGAAACAAAGUACCGUUUGGAUUCUAUGAAAUAUUUCCUGACAGAUCCUUCUUACUACGAGCUCAUUGUAAAGUUGCAAAAGAGAACAUACGAACGAGAAAGGGGUACCAAAGAAAAACCUUGGUACGUAAAAUAUUUGGCUACACAUUUAGAUGAUGAUGAAAUAUAAUAGAUAGAGGUACAUAAUAGUUAAGACAGAGGCAUCAAGAAAUGGCUUUAAUUAUAUGAUUAAUUUUCUGUAUUUUGUGGAUAUGUACAUAUUUCAAUAAAAUUACUAGACAGCUU
Molecule: messenger RNA, 613 nt
Organism: Coccinella septempunctata (seven-spotted ladybird)
Lineage: Eukaryota; Metazoa; Arthropoda; Insecta; Coleoptera; Coccinellidae
Exons: 2
Coding region: 135-497 (120 amino acids)
Source: RefSeq, a predicted model, not a curated record